AUGUCUCAGAACCCUCCACCUCUGACUCGAACGCUCCUCUUGCUCCCAUGUCUUCUUCUAGGGUUAGGACUCUGCGUUGACCUGGGUCAAUCCCUGAAGGUCCCGUUCAGCGUCAACGAUGUUCUUCCGAUGCUGCCUCGUCAAGUAUCGUGGCCCGUUCUGAACAGCUUCCACAGCGCCGUGGAUUUGUUGCCGGUUUUCAUCGGCUCCGUUACUCCCGAUAACGCGUCUCUUGAGUGGAAAGGUGCUUGCUUUCAUGGCAACGAGGCUCGCCUCGAUAUCACCGGCAGCGAUCGCAACGUCCCUGGUCUUGGAGGCGGCCUUCUCCAUCUCAAGACAUCUGAGGCACAUAGCUUGACUUGCAUGGACCUGUAUGUGUUCGCAACGCCGUACAGGAUCACAUGGGACUACUAUUUCUCUGCUAGAGAUCAUACUUUGAACUUUGAUUCCUGGGAAGAGAAAGCUGAGCUGGAAUAUGUGAAGGAGCAUGGAGUUUCAGUGUUCCUCAUGCCUUCAGGGAUGCUCGGGACGUUGCUUUCGUUGAUAGACGUGUUGCCUCUCUUCUCAAACACUGCUUGGGGACAGAACGCGAACUUGGCUUUCUUGAAGAAGCACAUGGGCGCUACGUUUGAGAAACGGCCUCAGCCUUGGCGGUCCACCAUCGACCCGGAAGAUGUGCAUUCCGGCGAUUUCUUGGCCGUGUCGAAGAUCCGAGGAAGAUGGGGCGGUUUUGAGACUUUGGAGAAAUGGGUUACUGGUGCUUUUGCUGGUCAUACUGCUGUUUGUUUGAAAGAUGAUUUGGGGAAUCUUUGGGUUGGUGAAUCAGGACAUGAGAACGAGAAGGGUGAAGAGAUCAUUGUUGUGAUACCUUGGGAUGAAUGGUGGGAUCUAACGUUGAAGGAUAAUUCAAAUCCGCAAAUAGCUUUGCUUCCUCUACAUCCCGAUAUCAGAGAGAAGUUCAACAACACCGCUGCGUGGGAAUACGCACGGAGCAUGUUGGGCAAACCUUAUGGAUAUCACAACAUGAUAUUCAGCUGGAUCGAUACUCUCGCCGAUAACUACCCUCCUCCCCUUGAUGCUCACUUGGUUAUUUCUGUCAUGUCUAUGUGGACCCGUGUACAACCUGCAUAUGCUGCAAAUAUGUGGAACGAGGCACUCAAUAAACGACUCGGUACUGAGGAUCUUGAUUUGUAUGGGAUUCUUGAAGAGACAGCGAAGCGUGGGAUGUCGUUUGAUGAAUUACUCACCAUCCCUGAACAGGAUGAGUGGGUGUACAGCGACGGGAAGUCAACGACGUGCGUUGCUUUCAUCCUUGCUAUGUACAAAGCCGCUGGUGUGUUUGGUCCUCUCGCUGAUCACAUUCAAGUAACUGAGUUCACUAUCCGAGAUGCGUAUACUCUGAGGAUAUUUGAAGAUAAUCAGACGCGUUUACCGAGUUGGUGUAACACGGAGGAAGGGAAGCUUGAGUUCUGUCAGAUUUUGGGUGAAUAUAGAAUGGAGUUACCUGCUUAUAACACUAUUCAACCUUAUCCCAAUAUGAACGAGAAUUGCCCUUCUUUGCCUCCUAAUUAUGAGAGGCUUUCUAAGUGUUAGAUCAAUCAAUAAACUUGUUUGUCUCUCUCUCUCUCUCUCUUUGUGUGUUGUUUAGUUCUGGAUAUCUUAUUAUCAAGCUUUACUGUUUUAGCUAAUAGGGGAAGAAAACCACGUUUGAUAACAAUCUUUUAUGUGAAUAUAUUGAUGAUGUUUUAUCAAAUCCACUGUUUGCUUAAAUAUAACACCAAAUUAUCAGACCGUUUAAUGAUAAUAUCUUCUGGUUAACAACAGUAAAAUAUAUUUAUUCUUGUGUUUUAAUCUUGUUUGAUCCCUGAAGUUUAGAGAUAAAGAGUGAUACUAAAAGAUAAUGCAUUAAAGAAU
Thlaspi arvense is the source of this 1914-nucleotide messenger RNA. The record is from the annotation of a GenBank genome assembly. NCBI's taxonomy places the organism in Eukaryota, Viridiplantae, Streptophyta, Magnoliopsida, Brassicales, Brassicaceae.